CAGUUUGCCCAAAGGAUGGCCGGAAUGCCAUGCUGGGGCUACCUGCUUUCUGUUUUGAAGAUGCUUUCCCGCAGAAAGCGAGUCCCGGCUGGCUCGGAGGGCUCCAGCCUUCGCCGCUGCCUCUCCACCAUGGACCUCGUCGCCUUGGGAGUGGGCAGCACGCUGGGGGCUGGUGUCUACGUCCUGGCAGGGGAAGUGGCUAAGACCAGCUCCGGCCCGAGCAUCAUCCUUUCUUUCCUGAUCGCAGCCGUGGUGUCUGCUCUGGCAGGGCUGUGCUACGCCGAAUUCGGGGCCCGCGUGCCCCUGGCCGGGUCCGCCUAUCUCUACAGCUACGUGACAGUGGGCGAGUUGUGGGCGUUCAUCGCUGGGUGGAAUCUGCUGCUGUCCUAUGUCAUCGGUACUGCCAGCGUCGCCCGGGCUUGGAGUGCUACCUUUGACCAGCUCCUUGGCAAGAAGAUGGGGAGAUUUUUGGGUGCUCACACAGCCAUGAGCUCUGUGGGGCUGGCAGAGCACCCGGAUGCCUUUGCUGCUGGCCUGGUGGUCCUGCUGGCAGGGCUUCUUGCCUUUGGAGUGAAGGAGUCCACCAUGGUCAACAAAGCCUUCACAGCUCUCAACGUGCUUGUCCUGCUCUUUGUCACAGUGAGCGGCUUCAUCAAAGGCGACUUGAGCAACUGGAAGCUCAGGGAGGAUGACCUGCCACGGGUAGCUGCCUACGAGGCUGGGAACCAGUCCAUGGCUGACAACAUGACCAGUGCCUUUGGGGUAGGAGGCUUCAUGCCCUAUGGUUUCACUGGGACCUUGGCUGGAGCCUCUACCUGUUUCUAUGCCUUUGUUGGGUUUGACUGCAUCGCUACCACGGGGGAAGAAGUGAGGGACCCGCAGAGAUCCAUCCCCAUGGGCAUCAUCCUCUCCCUCCUCAUCUGCUUCCUGGCGUACUUCGGGGUGUCUGCCGCCCUCACCCUGAUGAUGCCCUACUACCUCCUAGACACCAUGAGCCCGCUCCCAGCAGCUUUUGAAUACGUUGGCUGGAGCAGUGCAAAGCAUGCCGUGGCUGUGGGGUCACUAUGUGCCCUGAUGACCAGCCUCCUGGGCUCCAUGUUCCCCAUGCCGCGGAUCCUGUAUGCAAUGGCUCGAGACGGGCUCCUCUUCAAACCUCUGGCCAAAGUUAGUCGCCGUCAGUGCCCGGUGGUGGCAACGCUGGUGUCUGGAGGAGUGGCAGCUCUCCUGGCCCUCCUCUUCGACCUGAAAGCCCUGGUUGACACGAUGUCCAUCGGCACGCUGCUGGCCUACUCGCUGGUGGCUGGCUGUGUACUGCUGCUCAGGUAUCAGCCUGGACCCAGCGCUCAAGACACUCCUGCGGGGAAGGUCCUGGCUGUGCAGCUCUGGUGGGACCAUCUUGUCCGGCCGCCCCUGCAUCCCACCUCGUGUUCCUCCACUGCGGUGGCCUGGGCUCUGACAGCCGUAGCCGCCCUGGUCUGCGCCGUGAGCUGGGUGAGCAUCGCUGGGCUGCCCUGCCUCCGGGCUGGGGAUGCCUGGUGCAUCGCUGCUCUGGCUCUGCCACUCCUGGGGAUCCUGGUGGCAGCUCUGCUCGUCUGGAGGCAGCCUCAGAGCCCGGAGAGAGCAUCCUUCAUGGUUCCCUGCCUGCCCUUCCUGCCACUCCUCAGCAUCACCAUCAACAGCAUCCUGAUGGCCCGGCUCAGUGCGGCUGCCUGGCUGCGGUACCUGCUCUGGAUGGCCAUCGGUUUCCUUAUUUACUUUGGCUAUGGGAUCUGGCACAGCGCCGAGAGCCGCCGGCCCGAAGGGGCAGCUCCCCAGGAGCCGCCGGGAAGCACGGCCAGGGAGGUGGCCCCAGAGCCCUGCGGAACUGCGUGGUCUCAUCCUGCGGAGGGGCACAGCCCUGACAUGAGCCCCAGGAGCUGUUUUCUCCUGAGUCUGGUGAACCUCCCUGAGCAACCUGAAUCCUCAUGCGAAGCCCCUGCUGAAGGAGUUUUGUUCAGAGAGGAUAAAGCAGACAAGUGUUUUUGCUCCUGUUAUUGGGUUGUGGGGGUUUUUUUUUAUGCUCCUGCAUUGGUCCCCAAAACCACUGACAGGGGAUUCUUGAGGCUGCUGCUUCUUACAGACUUGUAA
Molecule: messenger RNA, 2127 nt
Organism: Gymnogyps californianus (California condor)
Lineage: Eukaryota; Metazoa; Chordata; Aves; Accipitriformes; Cathartidae
Product: cationic amino acid transporter 2-like
Exons: 14
Coding region: 16-2127 (703 amino acids)
Biological process (GO): transmembrane transport; amino acid transport
Cellular component (GO): plasma membrane
Molecular function (GO): amino acid transmembrane transporter activity
Source: RefSeq, a predicted model, not a curated record